UUCAAAUAAUCAUUAAAGACUUGGCAACAUGUGUUGCUAUGGAAACAGCAUUUUGAAACAUGUUAUCAUAAAAUACAACUCUAACAUAAAACUUUUUAAUGAUACUGUAAUUUAAACUAUAUGAAGUUUUUUUUUCUAAAAAAACAAUAGUACAAAUAUGUGGGAAAGAAAUAAGAUUUAAAAAAUGUUGCUUUCAAGAACUAAACCUGCUCAAACUACUGGGAAUGCAAUUGCUUCAGAAUCGAAAAGCAGAUCCAAAGUUCCUACCUUAGAGGAAUUUGUCAAAAAUAGAGAUUUUACUGGAGCUCUUACAUUAUUAGAGUUUACUCGCAAUAGUGGAAAGGGUGAUUUGAAAAAUGAUUUAUGGAUUGCUUAUUGUUCUUUUCAUCUCUCUGAUUACAAAAGAGCCAUGGAGGAGUAUACUCGAAUUCUAAAAAAACCUGAUGUUCCCUUAGAAGUCUGGACAUUUAUAGCAUGUUGCUAUUUUUAUCUUGGAAUGUACAAAGAAGCUGAUACUGCUGUUGCAAAAGGUUCAAAAUCUGAACUCCAAAAUAGACUGCAGUUCCAUCUGUCACAUAAGUUUGGUGAUGAGAAACUACUUAUGGUAUAUCAUCAACAGCUGAAAGAUAUACUAGAAGAUCAACUCUCACUUGCCUCUAUACAUUACUUGCGAUCACAUUAUCAAGAAGCUAUAGAUAUCUAUAAGCAUAUACUUCUGGACAACAGGGAAUCUAUUGCCUUAAACGUAUACGUUGCAUUAUGCUAUUAUAAACUUGAUUACUAUGAUGUUUCCCAGGAAGUGCUUGCUGUUUAUUUACAACAUUAUCCUGAUAGCGCUACUGCUAUUAAUUUAAAAGCCUGCAAUCACUUUCGCCUUUAUAAUGGAAAAGCAGCUGAAGCUGAACUCAAAAGUCUUCAAGAUAUGUCAUCUCCUUCUUUUACUUAUGCAAAAGAUUUGAUUCGACAUAAUCUAGUUGUUUUCCGAGGAGGCGAAGGAGCUUUGCAAAUAUUGCCUCCCUUAGUUGAUGUAUUUCCUGAAGCUCGCUUGAAUUUAGUGAUUUAUCAUUUAAAACAAGAUAAUGUUCAAGAAGCUUUUAAUUUGAUUAAAGAUUUAGAACCUGCAGUUCCACACGAAUAUAUUUUAAAAGGUGUUGUUAAUGCAGCAAAUGGCCAAGAACAAGGAUCUAGAGAAUAUCUAAAAGUUGCUCAACAAUACUUUCAACUCGUUGGUGGCUCAGCUAGCGAAUGUGAUACAAUACCUGGAAGACAGUGUAUGGCUUCAUGUUUCUUCUUGCUGAAGCAGUUUGAUGAUGUUUUACUAUAUCUUAAUUCAAUCAAAAGUUACUUUUACAAUGAUGAUACAUUUAAUUUUAAUUUUGCCCAAGCGAAAGCAGCUACAGGAAAUUUUAAGGAGGCUGAAGAGGUGUUUUUGCUCAUACAGAAUGAAAAAAUUAAGAAUGAUUAUACUUAUUUGAGCUGGCUUGCUCGUUGCUAUGUCAUGAAUAAAAAACCUCGUCUAGCGUGGGAAUUAUAUUCAAAGCUAGAGCAUUGCAAUGAGUCAUUUAGCCUCCUUCAACAAAUAGCAAAUGACUGCUAUAAGAUGGGUCAGUUCUUCUAUGCUGCCAAAGCAUUUGACAUACUUGAAAGAUCAGAUCCAAACCCUGAGUUCUGGGAGGGUAAAAGAGGUGCUUGUGUAGGAGUCAUUCAGAUGAUCAUAGCCGGGCAUGAACCCAGUGAAUCCCUGCAAGAAAUUUUUCAAAUUUUGAGAACAUCAACAAAUCCUCAGGCAGAAAAAAUUUUAAGAGUAGCUAAAACUUGGGCAAAAGAGAGCAAACUGCCCAUAUAAUAGAUCAAAUCACCUUCUAAUCACAUAAAUUUAUUUUCAUACAAAAUGUGCAAUAGAACAUUCUAGUCAUAGUAGUGCCUUUACAGUUACUUAAGUUUAUUUUGCAUAUCAAAUGUCUCACUCUUACAUUAUUAUAGAAAUGAAAUUUCAUAAUAAAAUAUCAUAAAACAUGU
This is a messenger RNA of Parasteatoda tepidariorum (common house spider), 2019 nucleotides long. RefSeq names its product tetratricopeptide repeat domain 26 (gene Ttc26). Gene Ontology annotation, molecular function: protein binding; intraciliary transport particle B binding. The record is from RefSeq and is a predicted model, not a curated record. Lineage: Eukaryota; Metazoa; Arthropoda; Arachnida; Araneae; Theridiidae. Gene Ontology annotation, biological process: intraciliary transport involved in cilium assembly; intraciliary anterograde transport. Gene Ontology annotation, cellular component: ciliary base; ciliary basal body; intraciliary transport particle B.